Molecule: messenger RNA, 799 nt
Organism: Helicoverpa armigera (cotton bollworm)
Lineage: Eukaryota; Metazoa; Arthropoda; Insecta; Lepidoptera; Noctuidae
Exons: 5
Coding region: 103-729 (208 amino acids)
Source: RefSeq, a predicted model, not a curated record
CAUGUCAGUCACUGUCAUCAUUUGCAACGGUUUUUUGUUUCGACUUGAUUUUGUUUUUGCUUGAGUAUACUUCUGCUAUAGAACGCAAAUUAUUUGGAAAACAUGCAAGGAACUAAAAACAAUACAAGUACACGUAUACGUGGUGAAAACUGGACCCAAGAAGAAAAGGAUCUGUUCUUCGAAAUAAUGCGGGAGUCCGCACAUAUUGUCGAUAUUAAAUCAACGGAUACCGAUAGUAACAGAAGAAAAAAAUUGGAAUGGUUGAAUGUCCAAAACAAACUCAAAGAACUUACCGGGAAACCUAGAGAUGUACCUCAGUUAAAAGGUUUCUGGAGGCGGUUUAAGAUGGCCACAAAAGAAAGUGUGCCACAACACCAAACAACCUCAUUAGAGGAUUAUGAUAUAUCGGGAGAAGGUGAAACUGUUACUGUAACUGCAGAUGUGUACUGCAAAGAGAAUUAUAAAGUACACCCCCCUACCCCUAUAACAAACAAAACACAAGUAGAAAAAAAAAUUACCUGCAAGACAGCGCUGCCCAACAGCAAUUUUAAAAUUAAAAAGCGGGCCAUGGAAAUGAUGGAAGAAGAGCAUGAGCUAAAAAUAAAAUACCAGCAGCAAGAGUUAGCCCACCAGGAAUUAAAACAUAGGAUGGAGAUAGAGUUAUAUCAGUUAGAUAAAACAAAAAAAGAAUUGGAAAUAGAACUAUUAAAGAAAAAACUAAAAGAAUAACUUUUAUUUAAGUACUUACAUAUAUAAAAAGAGUAUUAUUAAGUUAGUGGUAGUUAAGUUUUUAUGCUAA